This is a messenger RNA of Sphaeramia orbicularis (orbiculate cardinalfish), 961 nucleotides long. Its product is annotated as rho-related GTP-binding protein RhoG-like. Gene Ontology annotation, molecular function: GTP binding; GTPase activity. The transcript has 5 exons. Lineage: Eukaryota; Metazoa; Chordata; Actinopteri; Kurtiformes; Apogonidae. Gene Ontology annotation, biological process: small GTPase-mediated signal transduction. The coding region runs from base 272 to 847 and encodes 191 amino acids. The record is from RefSeq and is a predicted model, not a curated record.
GGACACGCACACAGAACCCACGACACAGACACGCACGCACGGACGGACGGAGGGACGCACACACACCCACCCACCGGAGCGGAGAGAGGAGCGGGGCUGAGCGGAGCUGUGAGGCCGGACAGGAGGACUGAUGCCCGUUGGAUUAUGGGACUUCACAUGUUUCUGAACAAACGGUGUUAACUGAAGCAAAACACAACCUUUCUGUCACCCGGAGCACAAACUAUCAACCAAUCAGGCUCAGUGAAGGUUAUAAAAGGGGUCAGAGGUCAUCAUGCAGACUAUAAAGUGUGUGGUAGUGGGCGACGGUGCUGUGGGGAAGACUUGCCUCCUCAUCUCCUACACCACUGGAGCGUUUCCCAAAGAGUACAUCCCCACUGUGUUCGACAACUACAGUAGCCAGGUGACGGUGGACAGCAGGACCAUCAGUCUGAACCUGUGGGACACGGCGGGGCAGGAGGAAUAUGACCGGCUGAGGACUCUGUCAUACCCACAGACCAACGUCUUCAUCAUCUGUUUCUCCAUUUCAAGCCCCGCCUCCUACGAGAACGUCAAACACAAAUGGCAUCCUGAGGUGACUCAUCAUUGUCCUGGAGUUCCCAUCCUCCUGGUCGGGACAAAGAGCGACCUCCGGAACGACGGCGAAAUUCAGAGGAAACUGAAGGAGCAGAACCAGACCCCAGUCACCCACCAGCAGGGCACCGCCCUCGCCCGCCAGAUUCACGCUAUCCGCUACCUGGAGUGUUCAGCCUUGAACCAGGAUGGAAUUAAGGACGUGUUCACUGAGGCCGUGAGGGCCUUCCUGAACCCGCAACCCACGGUUAGCAAGAAGCCCUGUGUCCUACUGUAGACCAGACCAGAUGAAGACCAGACCAGACGAAGACCGGACCCAGACCAGACCAGACCAGUAGACGACAAGGGGCUGAUUCUGCAAAAAAAAAAAAAAAAAAAUACCUGAAAGACU